Spea bombifrons (plains spadefoot toad) is the source of this 1328-nucleotide messenger RNA. RefSeq lists its product as uncharacterized. Lineage: Eukaryota; Metazoa; Chordata; Amphibia; Anura; Pelobatidae. Gene Ontology annotation, biological process: regulation of transcription by RNA polymerase II; cellular response to lipopolysaccharide. The coding region runs from base 5 to 1123 and encodes 372 amino acids. The record is from RefSeq and is a predicted model, not a curated record. The transcript is spliced from 7 exons.
UACAAUGAGUACAGAAGCACUCCUCCAUUACCCAGGCUCACUUUCCAUAUUAGAUGGUGAAACAGAUUUUGCAUCAGGUUGGACAGCAGAUGACAUCUCAUCAUAUGACCUGGAUAGCCAGGUCCAGUGCAAAGAUCCUAGUGUCUCCCUGGCAAACAACAGAUUGGACUCUGAGGACACUAGAACUGUUAUCACAGAGAGUAUGUCCGUUACUGCUUCUGAUGAGGAAAAGCUUCAGCUUCUCAACAAGAAUACAGAGCUCCGAAAAAUCAAUGCAGAGCUAAUGAAACUGAAUCAGCAGUGGGAUGAGAUUUAUCGUAACACUACAGAAAGGAUGCAGCAUACAACCCGUGCCUUGCAAGAUGAGGUCCACAACCUGAGAAAGCAUAGUGACAAACUGAGCCUAAUAUUGGAGCAUGAACAGAAUAAAAGGGAGUUCUACGAGACCUCACUUCUCCAAGAAAUGAAGAGGAAUCAAAAACUGCAGGAAUAUGUAAGACACUUGGAGAAGUCUCUUCACUACAACAUUCUUGCUCACCGUGGUGUGUCGAAUGUUGUGGACGUUUCAAGAACUCAAAGCCAAACAGAUCUCUCCACCAAACCAUUCCCUGAAAAUUCUAAGGAAAUUUCAAACCACUGUGCUAAGGAAGGAGAUCAUAUUCUUAAAACAAAGAUUCUGAAUUCCCAACCUUCAUGUAAAACCUCUAAGGGAAGCCAAUAUAGGAGAUGCAACAGUCAACAUAGCACUGAAACUGAGCAAGACAUGAACCAGCUGAAGGAGCAGCUGCAAGCCCUUAAAUGUCAGACUGAGAUUUAUGCAGCAGAUUAUAAAAUUGAACGCUUUGACCGUGAGCGCAUGAAAACAGAGAAUGAAAAACUACGCAAGAAAGAAAAAGAAAUGAGAGAGCAGAUGCAUAUACUACAGGAGCAGCUGAAGAUAUACGAGGAUGAUUUCCAGAAGGAGCGCUCUGAUAAGCAGGUCUUGCAGCGCCUUCUUAAGAGCCGCCCUACAACCCAUGAACCAACUCUGGUCCAUCGCUGCAACAAUGAGGCCCAUUGCAAUGGCUCAACUCGGGGUAGUGAUAAAUUAUCUAGGGUAACCAACAGUAGGACGAAGCAGUGAGAACGUGAUGGAGAGGGAAACUUCCAUCAUACUGGGUGUAGGUUACCAGGACCGGACUGGUCAUCUAGCCAACAUCACUCCAUACACACCCUCAAUGCCACUACGCAUCUAUGUUAUAGUCUCCAGUGGGGGUUUUAUUCUUUUUUUAUUUAACCUAGUAGAAAAACAUAUAUUGGUUUUCAUUUUAUAAUAAAGGUACAAUUAG